UUAUUUAGUUUUAAAAUUUCCUGGUGUGGGAAAGGCAGCUAAUCAUAUCCCAAGAAUGGAGUCUUUGCAAGAGAGUUGCAACGGAUGACUUUGUUCCUUAUCUCUUUGAAUCUCGCUGCUAAUUACUGAAGAAGAAAAAGCAGGAUUCGUUUCGAUUUUCAACUUGAAGUCUGUGUUCUUGUGUUCAUUUCCAUUUUUAAUCCCUAAGUGUGUGUGUAAGAGAAGGAUCGAGAAGCGGUGUGUUUUUGGUGGGAUCAAUCAAGUAAGUGAAGAAAGGGUGUGUGAUUUGUGAGGCGGAUUUGGUGUGAAAUGACGAGAAUGCUACUGAGCAUCCCGUCGCCGUCGUCGAUGAAGAUGUUCGAUCUGUGGUUGUCGUCAAACUGGUGGGACUGGGAAGAGAUUAAUGAAUCAAAGAGCUGGCAAGAUGGAAUAUUCUUCACUCUAUGUGGUUUUUAUGCCCUAGUAUCCGCCAUAGCUCUUAUUCAACUAAUCAGGAUUGAAAUCAGAGUCCCCGAGUAUGGUUGGACAACACAGAAAGUUUUCCACCUCAUGAAUUUCAUCGUAAAUGGAGUUCGUGCAGUUGGUUUUGGAUUUCAUAUGCAAGUGUUCAAUUUGCACCCCAAGGUUUGCAUCUGGAUGCUGCUGGAAAUUCCAGGACUACUUUUCUUUUCCACUUAUACUCUUCUUGUUCUAUUUUGGGCUGAAAUCUAUCAUCAGGCUAGAAGUUUGCCUACAGAUAAACUGAGAACAACUUAUGUAUGUGUUAAUGUUGGAGUUUAUAUCAUUCAAGCUUUCAUCUGGAUAUACCUUUGGGUAGAUGACAAUAGCCUUGUUCAGUUUAUUGGAAAAAUAUUUAUUGCAGUUGUAUCAUUCAUAGCUGCUCUUGGGUUCUUGAUUUAUGGAGGAAGAUUAUUCUUCAUGCUUCGAAGGUUUCCUAUUGAAUCAAAAGGAAGAAGGAAGAAACUUCAUGAGGUUGGAUCUGUGACAGCAAUAUGCUUUACCUGCUUUGUUGUAAGAUGCAUUGUGGAUGUUGUAUCGGCUUUUGAUUCGGAGGUGUCAUUGGAUGUUCUUGAUCAUCCGGUCCUAAACUUGAUCUUUUACAUGCUAGUUGAGAUCUUGCCUUCGGCUCUUGUGUUGUAUAUUCUAAGGAAGCUGCCUCCAAAGAGAGUUUCUGCACAAUAUCAUCCUAUUCGUUAAUCCUUUUUCUUUGUUUUGUUUUAUUUUGUUUUGUUGUAUAAAUAUUAUUAUUAUCGUUAUUAUUAUAUUUGGAUUGGUUU
Molecule: messenger RNA, 1277 nt
Organism: Lactuca sativa (garden lettuce)
Lineage: Eukaryota; Viridiplantae; Streptophyta; Magnoliopsida; Asterales; Asteraceae
Product: tobamovirus multiplication protein 1
Cellular component (GO): plant-type vacuole membrane
Source: RefSeq, a predicted model, not a curated record